Molecule: messenger RNA, 1611 nt
Organism: Psylliodes chrysocephalus
Lineage: Eukaryota; Metazoa; Arthropoda; Insecta; Coleoptera; Chrysomelidae
Source: the annotation of a GenBank genome assembly
CUAGGAUGCGCUGGUCGCAUCUGUCAACUCGUAAACAAGUUAUUUCGGAUUUUUGUUAAGAAUCCGGAUUAGUCGUUUAUAAAUCGUGUAAUAAGUAACGUUAUAAUUUUUUUGGUAAUUAAAUAUCGAAGUACUUAUUUCGUAUUAAAUUAAAAGUGUUCUAAGUUUCUUAUCCAAGCAGGUCCAGGAGAGUAAAUCAUUUAGUUACAAGGCCUAAAACCAUGUCGAGGAGACGAAAACGAAGCGAGACUGAUGCGCCAUCUCAUGGCCGACUACGAUGCGGCCGUCCGACCUGCCCAAAAUUCCUCGUUACCGCUCAGCGUCAUUUUCGGCAUUUCUCUUCAUCAUAUUAUCGAUGUGGACGAAAAAAACCAAAUCCUCACUACGAACUGUUGGAUCACUCAAAUUUGGAUCGAUCAUCAUCUUCGAUGGAAUGCCUCUGAUUUCGCCGGAAUCAAAGUCAUUCGGAUACCCUACAAUAGAGUCUGGAGACCAGACUUAAUUUUAUACAACAAUGCCGACCCACAAUUCCAGUCUUCAGUAAUCAAUACCAACGUCAUAGUUUCUAGCAACGGAGAAGUAGUAUGGCUCAGUCAUGGUAUCUAUCGAUCCUCGUGCGACAUAAACGUCGAAUAUUUUCCAUUUGAUCUGCAAAGCUGUUACAUGAAGUGGGCGUCAUGGACAUAUGAUGGGUACCAGAUCGAACUCGUGAAGCAAACAGAAGAAGGUGACGUAAGCAACUACCAAGCCAACGGCGAAUUCGAUUUGAUUAGUUUUUCAUCAGUUAAACACGUUGAAUAUUAUUCCUGCUGUCCAGAACCGUAUCCAGAUAUAACCUAUACGAUAAAACUAAGACGAAGACCGUUAUUUUACGUUUUUAAUUUGAUACUGCCCUGCAUUCUUAUAAACGGCAUAGCUUUGCUGGUGUUCUAUGUUCCAUCUGAAUCUGGAGAAAAAGUAACUUUGGGCAUUAGCGCUCUCCUUUCGAUGACUGUGUUUCUCAUGACGAUAAGAGAGACGUUACCACCUACAGAGAAGACUCCUCUAAUCAGUAUGUACUACGGUGUCAGUAUUUGUCUGGUCUCGUUCGCUUCAGCUCUAUCCGUAGUCACCCUCAAUAUUUAUCAUAGAGGCGUCAGGGGUUCAGCUGUUCCAAAAAUCAUGAGGACCAUCGUUUUGGGAAAGUUAGCGCCGCUGGUGUUUAUGAAAUUUGAAAACCAUCGAACACAACACGUACAGGAAAUUAAUCCACAAACAGGUACCAGAUUGGAUUGUCCGUGGCCUUGGGUCGACAAGCAUGCGCAGGAGGAUGGAUAUUGUCUACAACAACGUCACCAGAGGUCUCCGAAAUUCAUUCCGAAAACGCGCGAAAGCGAAUUAGGCAAGUCAGAUGCUUUCGAGAACCAAAUCAUCCGUAUUCUAAACAAAGUGCACGCCAGCAUCGACAAGAACGAUCACAGGAUGACAGAUCAAGACAGAAAAGAACUGACGGAAUUAGAAUGGAAACAAACAUCGAUCGUUUUAGACAGAGUUCUUCUCGCUAUUUUCAUGCUAAUCACCAUCAUCAGUACCACCACGAUUUUGUGCCGGAGUCCUAAAGACCAAACAUGA